CUUCCCCAUCGGCGCGAUUGGGGAGCAAAGAACUCGCGAAAACACUUCCUUUGUGGCUUUCUUUGUCCGGGGAGGGGGGAAAUCCAUGGUUUGCCGCGUUGCUACGCUAAAAUUGUUUAUCUAUUAGCCGAAUUGAGUGCAUUUUCACGAUGUUCUCAUGUAAAUUGCCCACAUAUUUUCGCCCUCAAACCAAUUCAAAUGUUCAAUCAAAGUUCAGUUCGUGUUUCAUUCUUCUUUGCUUUGGUUGCGUAAAUAAAACAGCAAAAGUCUCUUUGACAAAAGUGAGAUUUUUUCUUUCGGAACGACUGACAAACAGUUUGGCUUCUGCGAGUGUCCAGCGAGAAUAGAAGAGAAGAAGAGAUGGGAAAGUUUUCCGGAAAGAAGUGUCGUCUGUUGACGAUGAUGUGGCUCACGGCGUUCUUCUUCUUUGUGGAAAUUGUCGUGGGUUACGUGACGAACUCAAUGGCUCUGGUGGCCGAUAGUUUUCACAUGUUGGGCGAUAUUGCGGCACUCGUGAUAUCAUUCUUGUCGAUAAAGAUGUCACCAAAGAAGUGGUCGAAGAAUACUUUUGGCUGGGCGAGAGCUGAGGUUCUUGGGGCGCUCGUGAAUGCUGUCUUCCUCGUGGCGUUGUGCUUCAGCAUCACCAUUGAGGCGUGCAAGAGAUUCAUCGAGGAGGAACGGAUUCACGAGCCAAAACUAUUGGUAAUUGUCGGAUGUGUGGGACUGCUAGUCAACGUCGUGGGACUCUUUCUGCUCUAUGAACACGGAGGCCACGGACAUUCUCACUCACUAUCGCGAUCUCGAAAUAAGUUGACACGCUUAACAAAUACGGAUGAUAACGAGAACAAUUCAUUCGUGUAUCAGCAGAAUCCAUCGGCGCAGCAAUUGAAGAAGAGCGCCGGUCACAGUCACGAUCCAUCGCAGAUGAACAUGCGAGGAGCUUUCCUGCACGUUCUCAGUGACGCUCUUGGCAGUGUCAUUGUUGUAAUUAGUGCAUUGGUCGUCUGGCUGACGGAGUGGAAGUACAAGUUCUACAUGGAUCCGGCGCUGUCAAUUGUCCUUGUGAUCCUCAUUCUGCACUCCGUUUGGCCGCUGCUGCGCGAAUCUGCGCUGAUCUUGCUGCAAACUGUGCCGACGCACAUCCAAGUCGAUGCCAUUCAGAAGCGUCUGCUGGAGAAAGUGGACGGCGUCCUGGCCGUGCAUGAGUUUCACGUGUGGCAAUUGGCCGGCGACAGGAUAAUCGCCUCGGCGCACAUUCGCUGUCGCAAUUUGUCCGAAUACAUGAAGAUUGCGGAGAAGGUGAAGGAGUUCUUCCACAAUGAGGGCAUUCAUUCCACCACCAUUCAGCCGGAAUUUGUGGAGAUUGAGGCGCUGAACAGCCUGGCGGCGUCCGAUGGCAUCUCCAGUGAUCUCAACGGCAGCGGUUCGCAGGACUGCUGCGCCCUGGAUUGUCCCACAACGGACGAAGGAUGCGUGCGAGCGACGUGCUGCCAGAAUAACAACAAAACGCAAUUGCCAUCGCCGUCGCCGUCGCCGUUUCUCUGUCGGCAGCGCAGCGCCAAUGCGCGGAAUGACGUGGAGACUGGCUCGCUGCUGGACUUUCCCGAGGGCAAUCUCAGCACAACGGCGCCGGUGCGGAGCGGCGCGACGCCCGAGAAGAGCCCCAAGACGUCCGUCUGACCAACAACCCAGCGACACUUUCCAGCAACCACCCUCGAUAGUAGCAAAGUUAGACCUUUUUCUUCACCAUGUGGCUGUGACGGUCGAUGUGUAAUUAGUAGAAAUAUCGCCCUGGGCGCCAUGCAUCACGCUGCAGCGCCCCAUUAUUGAGCGCGCGCCCAUCCUGGGGACAAACACACACGAAUCAAACUCUACACACUGCCAAGUGUAGGACGACGGGCGGAUUGCUAGAGAGAGAGAGAGAAGAAGGAGCGACAGUAUCCUACUAUAGUAGAAUUUACCUUGAUGAUUGACUUUUAGAGGAAAAUGAUGAAACAAUCCCUAGAGAAGACUCACAAUUUGUGUGCACGCGUGAAAAGAGAUUCACUUUUCCUCGCGUGCAAAAAAAAAAGAUUUUAGGAGAAAAUAUUUAAAGGAAAUAUUUGGUGUGUUUAGCACAGAAACUUUUAACGUGAACGGCAAAAUGAAAUACUAAUGAGAAUAUAAUGUAUAUUUAGGAGAAUUAUAAAAAAAAGAAAAAUCUAUAGGCAAAAAGUGUGUAAAAAUGUAAAAAAAAAAUUCUCUUCCGAAAUGAUCCCUUUUGAAGUUUUACACCCUUAAUUUCCUAGAUCUCCUUGUGUUUUAAAGGAAUCCCUUUUUGCGCAAUCCAAUAAGUGUUCUCCGUGCAGUCAGAAUUGUUGCAAAUCAAGGGGUAGAUAAUAUGCCUUGAAACUGUACACCACUUUCAAACACUCUCAAAUUUGUCUGACACUUCUAAAACAUGAAAUUUAUAGCCGGUUUCCACAUAAAUUCCCAAAUUAUAGUGAAUCUCUUGAGGUUUCAUUUGAUAUUUCUUUAAAAAUAGACUUGAAAGCGCUGUUUUUGGACAUCUUUACUGAUCAUAACCUCAAAAUAUCACUAAAACAUCUUAAAGAACUCCGUUUGGAGGCUUUCUAUAUUUGCCAAUGAUCUUAAAAUUGAUGAUUCACAGUCAAAAUUGUCGAGAAAGUUGUCUAAAUGAACCUUUUCUAAGUGUAAAUGACAAUUUUUGAGGUUAUGUUCAAUCUUAGCACAAUUUUGGAGUGUUUCGUGGCAUCAAAGGAUAAAAAAAUCACUGUAAAUUGCUUACAAAUGCUCAAUUCUGCUAAGAACUGGCAGAUUUGAUGUGCUAGAAUGCGAAAUAUUCACUAAAUCUGUCCUUAAUUCGUUACAUAACCUAGAAAAAAGAUUUUUACGUUUGUUUCUGCGUGAAAAUCGAAGGAAAUUCAGACAAUUUUGAUGAUUAUGAAAGGAAUAUUGAAGGUUUUUCAACACUUCCACUCCUUAAGUACUUCUGCUGAGCUGUACACCACUUCUGUCUGUAUUAUCUCCCCCUUGUUGCAGAAUAAUUCAAAUAUUUUUUAGUUUGAAGCGCGCGCGCGCUAAAGAAGUAUUCUUCAAGAAACUCUCGAGAUGAUUUUUCUUGUGCAUUUAAUCAACUUGACGAGAGAGUUUCUUUUUUUGUAAUAGAAAUAACAAGAAAAAAACUUUUAUAGACGUUAAAAGAAAUCCGCGUAGUGUUUGGAUUCUCAAAGGGAAGGAUCGCGUGAAGUGCCGUGAAUUUGGGAGGAACGCGUGAAAAUGAGAACAAAUCUCAGGAAAGUGAAUUUUGGUAUUUCAAAGCAACUUUGAUUCUUAAUGAUUUAUUAAUCACUUUAGUUUUUCAUUUGAAUUUAGAGGAAAUGUAAAAUGAAUCAUUCAA
Phlebotomus argentipes is the source of this 3400-nucleotide messenger RNA. RefSeq names its product proton-coupled zinc antiporter SLC30A1 (gene ZnT63C). Gene Ontology annotation, cellular component: membrane. Gene Ontology annotation, biological process: detoxification of zinc ion; intracellular zinc ion homeostasis; zinc ion transmembrane transport. The record is from RefSeq and is a predicted model, not a curated record. The coding region runs from base 361 to 1680 and encodes 439 amino acids. The transcript is spliced from 7 exons. Gene Ontology annotation, molecular function: zinc ion transmembrane transporter activity. NCBI's taxonomy places the organism in Eukaryota, Metazoa, Arthropoda, Insecta, Diptera, Psychodidae.